AUGGGUCGCGAGCUUACGAAGGUCGUGUACAAGACUGACGCCAACGAGGACUUCAUUGUCAUCGUCAACCCCGCAGAGUUCAAGAAGUGGAAGGAAGGAGGUACCACCGUCCCAUUAACGGAGGUCGUCGAUGCGUUCCAGGUGUUCUGGUCGAACCAGGGCGCACAAGGGCUGCUCGGCACCCCGUCAAACCAGCAGCUGGACAACGCGUUCGGGACGCACAAAGACGUGGACGUGAUCACCGCCAUCCUCCAGAAGGGCAAGGAGGAGACCGGAAAGAGCAUCCGAUCAGGCGAGGGCACCGCGACGAACCUCACGAAGGGCAGCUUCGCGGUCGACACGAAGGGGAAGGGCUCGAAUGGGAUCUAG
Molecule: messenger RNA, 369 nt
Organism: Trametes versicolor FP-101664 SS1
Lineage: Eukaryota; Fungi; Basidiomycota; Agaricomycetes; Polyporales; Polyporaceae
Product: DUF1960-domain-containing protein
Exons: 4
Coding region: 1-369 (122 amino acids)
Source: RefSeq, a predicted model, not a curated record